GGGGCCAUGCUGUGGGGGGGACGGGGAAGUCGAGGUUUAGAGAGGGCAGAACCACGCUGGGGGCGGAGAUAGGGGAGACACAUGCUGGGAUGGGGCAGGGCCUUUUUGGGGUCGGUAGCUAUUGCAGGGAUUUGGGAGCCGGGCUAUGGUGGGGGCUGGGCUGAAACUCUGGCUGUGGGAGGGGCGGGACCUGGGGGAUGAGGACCUUGGGGUCAGGGAGAGCACUUUUGCGACCUGGGACCAAGGUUAGGGGCGGAAACGGAUGUGGAGCCAGAUGAUGUUGAGAGACAGAGACAGGACACUUGGGUGGGGUCAAGUUGUAGGGAGAUUCAGCCAAUUGAAUGCUGGGGCCGGGCCAGCAUUGGGGACCUGGAAUUGUAGCCUCAGGUUUCCUUGUUCCCUCUGGGAGCUCCCAGGCUUAACCGAGCUCACUGUGCAGGCCAUCCACGGCUUCCGAGAGACAGAGAAGUCGCGCUGGUCAGAAGCCAGCCGGGCCAUCCUGCAGCGCGUGCAGGCGGCCGCCUUUGGCCCCGGCCAGACCCUGCUCUCCUCCGUGCACGUGCUGGACCUGGAAGCCCGCGGCUACAUCAAGCCCCACGUGGACAGCAUCAAGUUCUGCGGGGCCACCAUCGCCGGCCUGUCUCUCCUGUCUCCCAGCGUUAUGCGGCUGGUGCACACCCAGGAGCCAGGGGAGUGGCUGGAACUCUUGCUGGAGCCGGGCUCCCUCUACAUCCUUAGGGGCUCAGCCCGUUAUGACUUCUCCCAUGAGAUCCUUCGGGAUGAAGAGUCCUUCUUUGGGGAACGCCGGAUUCCCCGGGGCCGGCGCAUCUCCGUGAUCUGCCGCUCCCUCCCUGAGGGCAUGGGGCCAGGGGAGUCUGGACAGCCGCCCCCAGCCUGCUGACCCCCAGCUUUCUACAGACACCAGAUUUGUGAAUAAAGUUGGGGAAUGGACAGCCUAA
Molecule: messenger RNA, 959 nt
Organism: Pan troglodytes (chimpanzee)
Lineage: Eukaryota; Metazoa; Chordata; Mammalia; Primates; Hominidae
Gene: ALKBH7
Product: alkB homolog 7
Exons: 4
Coding region: 263-901 (212 amino acids)
Biological process (GO): fatty acid metabolic process; DNA damage response
Cellular component (GO): mitochondrial matrix
Source: RefSeq, a predicted model, not a curated record